Funneliformis caledonium is the source of this 1380-nucleotide messenger RNA. NCBI's taxonomy places the organism in Eukaryota, Fungi, Glomeromycota, Glomeromycetes, Glomerales, Glomeraceae. The record is from the annotation of a GenBank genome assembly.
AUGUUCUCAAAAUUGCCUACUGAAUGUCUUUUGGAGAUAUUAAAAACGCUAAACUCACAUCAUAAUUUAUAUCAAUGUAUCUUGGUAAACCGAGCAUGGUGCAAUGCUGCCAUACCACUAAUCUGGAGUGAUCCUUGGAAACAUGUUUACGAAUAUUAUGAUGAAGAAGAGGAGGAUGAGGAGGAUCUAUCGGAAUUGCUACUUUCAACAUUUAUUUCAUGUUUGUCAGAAGAAGACCGUAACGUUUUAGUUGAUUCCGGAGUAAUUUUAAUGGAUUGGAUGAAAAAAGGAACGUGCUUUGAUUACCCGGCCUUUUUAAGACAUCUCAACUUUAACGAUAUUAGUUAUGGCGUUAAAAGAUUCAUUUCGAGAAACGUUGGAAAAUAUGAUUUGAACUUGACCAAUUUUCUCAUUGAGAGAAUUGGGAGUUUGUCCGUAAAAAAAGUUAAAAGGCUUGAUUUUCUUGGAUUUAUUGAUCGGUUUAAUCGAAUCACUCCUCAUAUCGAUUAUUCAUCUUUUAUGUUAAAGAUUUUGCCUGAGGCGACAAUCGCUCUCGGAUACGUUAGAAAAUUCGUCCUUAAAGGAGAUAUAAAACCUGAAUUCUUUUAUGAUUUAGCAAAUCGUUGUAGAUCGAUUGAAGAUUUGGAAAUCCACGAUAUCUUUAAGGAUAAUGACGGUUUGGCAUAUCUUAUACGUUCUCAGAAAUCUUUACGCAGUUUCUAUCUAGAAGCUACAAACAAGAAGAAAACCUUUGAAAUUACUAGUAUUCAAAAUGCUUUUAUAGGUAUUGACUCAUUGAUUUGCCUUCGAAUGAAGGACAAAUUAUUACCGUUAAAAUUAUUUCUAAAUUGUACUGGAUUACAAAAAUUACAUUUGGAUUCAAUAAAAGAUGAUGUUCAGGAUAUGGAGGAAUUUGUUAAUCAUGUUUUUCCGGAACUAAAAAACUUGCGAAUUCGUGUUAAAAAUAUUUCAAUUAAUCACAUCUCUUUAUUAAUCAAUAAUACGCGAGGACAUAUAGAUGAACUUUGUAUCUAUGGGAAGGUUAAAGACCUAGAAAAUGCUUUUAAGUUCCGUGACUCGCUUGACAAGAAGUGCACGAAUUUAUGCACUUUAAGUCUUGCUUUCCAACAUAUAGAAAAUUUCAUUCCAUCAUUGCCAAUCCUUUUUAAAACCUUUAAAUAUCUUAAAUAUCUUGAUUUGAUGUUGUCCGUUUCCGAAAAUCAACGUAACAUUGGGGAAGAUUUGGUUGAAAUCGCUCCGCAUAUCCAAAAACAACUAGAUUAUAUUCAUUUUCCGAAAAACUGGUAUUGUGAUGAGGAGUCACGGAAGAAAUUUUUUAAUAUUUUAGACAGAAAUGAUUUAGAUAUUAUGAUGCGUUAG